AAUAAAUUAUACCGCAGGCGACAAGGGAGGAAGGUGGACCAAAAGCCGCAAUCGGGAGUCCACACUCCACUCUUUCUCAUGACCACCGCCUCGCUUUCCAUCUCCUUCCGCUUCGCCUUUUGCGCUGGGGCUCGGGGUCGCUGGUUCUCCCGCCAUAGUUACUAGGGUUUCGAUAAGUUCGUUAUCAAUGUCGAAGAUCUGAUUAGAGAGGUGCCGAGGUGGACUAAUAUUAGGUUAUCUUCGUGUUUGAACUGUGAUAGCUGUUAAUUCGGUGAAAGGUUGAAGUGUAGCAGAACUCUGAUUCAAUGGUUAUGGAUUCUGGACUCCGUGAGCUGUCUGGCAUGAUGAGCGGAUUGUGCUACGAUGAUUCUUAUUCGGAUCAAAAUAUUUUCCGAGCUCUAGAGUUAGGAGAAUCCCAAACUACUACGAGUCAUAGUAAUUAUGUUGGUAUUCCGCAAUUCUCCUCUGGGAUCAUCCAAAUUAGCAAUCCCACGUCUAAUGUUUGUGUAAGCUCUGAGUGUGAAAGCACAGAGGAUGGUGACAUCUUCUACUCUGAUAUGGCGCUUAACUACAUCAGCCGGAUGCUAAUGGAGGAGGAUAUAGACGAAAAAGUUAGCUCGCACAAGGAAGAGUCAGCCAUUCGAGCUGCGGAGAAGCCCUUCUAUGAUAUACUUGGCCAGAAGUACCCGCCGGCUCCUUAUCAACUGCCGCUUGACAUCGACCACAUUUCUUCCAGCGCCAAUGGCAGAAGCAAUGAUCGGUUCAAGAAUUUCUACUGUGGUAGCAGCAGCGGGAUUGUGGACAGUAGCUCUGUAAGUGACUCCUCAGAUUACCAACAGUCUAGUUCUCAUCGGGGAUCUGUUGAUUAUUCUCCUCGGACUCCAUCAAGCUCUUCUAACAUGUCAAUUAGUUUUGAGGAGCGCUUUAAUCAUGUUGCUUUAUCUCCUAGUUUGUUUUUUCAAAGCACUCCUGCUUGGCAUUUCAAGAGAGGAGUUGAAGAAGCAAAAAAGUUUCUCCCUAGCAAUGAUAAGUUGGGGAUCAGCUUACAGUCUAAUGGUGGCUCAGCAUCUCGAAUCUCAACAAGAGAUGGAAGGCUGUUUGACCUCAAGGAAGAAGCAGAGGAGAAAGACCCUUUGACCAAUAGUUCUAGAGUUCGUAAGAGUACAAACAGAGAGGAGUUGGAUUUGGUAGAGGGCAGGAGCAGUAAGCAAUCGGCUGUUUUCUAUGAAGGGGAGGUUAGAUCAGAAAUCUUUGAUAUGAUAUUGCUAGGCUGCGGUGAUAAGUGCUCUAAGAAGAUGUCUGAUUUGCGUGAGGCAAUGCAGAAUGAAGCAAGUAGAAAUGCCCAGAAUGGUUUGACAAAGGCUUCAACCGGUGGCAAGUCGCGAGGAAAGAAACAUACAAAGAAAGAGGUAGUGGAUCUCAGAACUCUUCUGAUUCUCUGUGCUCAAGCAGUGGCAGCUGAUGACCGACGAACUGCUUAUGAAUUAUUGAAGCAAAUCAGACAGCAUUCUUCUCCAACUGGGGAUGGAUCACAAAGGCUGGCACAGUUUUUUGCAGACGGUCUUGAAGCUCGUCUGGCAGGCACUGGAAGUCAGAUUUACAAGGCUCUGGUUGCUAAAAGGGCGACCGCAACUGAUGUGUUGAAGGCUUAUCAUUUGUAUCUUGCAGCUUGUCCCUUCAAGAGAAUCUCACACUUUUUCUCCAAUCAGACAAUACUCAAUCUGGCACAAAAGGCCUCCAAGGUGCACAUCAUUGAUUUUGGCAUCUAUUUCGGGUUUCAGUGGCCAUGUCUUAUCCAACGUCUAUCAGCUAGGGAAGGUGGCCCACCUAAACUGCGGAUCACAGGUAUUGAUGUGCCCCAGCCAGGUUUUCGACCCACAGAGCGAAUUGAAGAGACGGGUAGGAGGCUGGCAGAUUAUGCGAAAAGUUUUAAUGUUCCUUUCGAGUAUCAGGCCAUUGCUUCUAGAUGGGAAGCCAUUCGAGCAGAGGAUCUACACAUUGCUGAAGAUGAGGUGGUAGCAGUCAAUUGUCUGUACCGCUUCAGGAAUCUCAUCGAUGAGACUGUAGUUGUAGACAGCCCGAGGAAUAGGGUUCUCAACACAAUACGGAAGAUGAACCCUGAUGUUUUCAUCCAUGGAGUAGUGAACGGAUCCUACAGUGCCCCAUUCUUCGUGACUAGAUUCCGUGAGGCAUUGUUCCAUUACUCCGCUUUGUUUGACAUGCUUGAAGCUAACGUACCACGAGAUGACGACCAGAGGUCAUUGAUCGAGAGGGAUCUCUUUGGACGCGAGGCUCUUAAUGUUAUAGCAUGUGAAGGCUCAGAAAGAGUUGAGAGACCGGAGACUUACAAGCAGUGGCAGGUCAGGAAUAUCCGGGCCGGGUUCGAGCAGCGCCCUCUGGACCCAGACAUAAUGAAGAAAGCAAAGGACAAAGUGAAAGGCAGCUAUCACAAGGACUUUGUCAUCGAUGAAGACAAUGGAUGGCUGAUACAGGGAUGGAAGGGAAGAAUCAUUUAUGCGAUAUCGGCAUGGAAGCCUAAGGGAACAUAGCAUCAUUUUUUGAGAUUUCUAUCAAGUUGAGCUGAGGAAGCCGACUUUCUUCCUGAUUCAUUUCAACUAAAUCCUGAUGAGAGUCGAUGCAAUCAAUGGAUACCAGAGACAAAUCUUUGCUGACAAAGAAGGCAUCAAACACUGUUGCUGUUGAUAACUACAGGAAGAUGGAGAGUUCUUACAUCUACUUUUUUCUACACGCAGAAGAUGGUUAGUAUGUAAUAGGAUGGUUUGCUCAUGCUUCAUUGUUUUAGAAAUCAACAGAAAAAUGGAGGUUUCCAAAUAAAUUUUGCCAUGAUCUUGGUUGUUCCUGACCACUGUAUACCUUUAUAUGUACUCUUUGUGCAGUGGAACCUCCAUUGCCCGUGAUGAUGAGCAAACUUGCAUUUGUUUUAGAAUUGAGAUGAGAGUCUGUUCUUUUGUUUGA
This is a messenger RNA of Zingiber officinale, 2976 nucleotides long. Its product is annotated as scarecrow-like protein 9. Gene Ontology annotation, biological process: regulation of DNA-templated transcription. Gene Ontology annotation, cellular component: nucleus. Gene Ontology annotation, molecular function: DNA-binding transcription factor activity; sequence-specific DNA binding. The transcript has 3 exons. The record is from RefSeq and is a predicted model, not a curated record. Bases 306 to 2549 code for a protein of 747 amino acids. NCBI's taxonomy places the organism in Eukaryota, Viridiplantae, Streptophyta, Magnoliopsida, Zingiberales, Zingiberaceae.